Messenger RNA from Durusdinium trenchii, 2685 nucleotides. The record is from the annotation of a GenBank genome assembly. Lineage: Eukaryota; Dinophyceae; Suessiales; Symbiodiniaceae.
AUGGUUUGGGUCCGGUCCUUCCUUCACGGAUUGCCCAGACCUUUCCGUUCACCCUGCGCAGAAAUUGACACCUCCGCAGCUGGCUGGAUGUCGAAGUCCCUCGGUGCAGCCGCGAUGUCGACCACGGAAGGGCGCAUGAGUUACAAGGAGAUCCUAAAGCGUGUCUCCUUUGCGAUCAACCGCUACCUGAGCUACACGAAGCUCGAGCUCACGGAGGACUACGAUCCGCGCGAUCCCUCGUUGACGCUGCAGCCGCACGAGCACGUGAUGUCAUGUCUGGACUCGCUGAGCACCGUGGCGGUGCGCAUGGGUAUGGUCGAACAGUUCCCGAACUUGCGGAACAACUACUCGCUCUUGUUCGACUAUCCCACCAUGGAAUGCCUGGCACGAGCACUCUAUGAGGGAGAUGACCAGCUGGAGCGUUUGCAGAAAUCCGACGUUCCACCGAUGAAGCCAGCACCGUGGGCGGAGCCGGUCGCGACGCUGGAACCGGAGCUCAAGCCCGAACUGCAGCCGUUCACACAGCUGACUGAGCUGAAAGCGAAAAGCUGGUCGGAUGCUCUCUACUCGGAGACCUUGAUAGAAGAGCGCUUCGUUCGGCAAAGCGACGGCAUGGAAUGCAUCCUGAUCCCAAGCGCAGAUGUUCACAUCGGUGGCGGCACUGCAGAAGCCGCACGGUGCAAUGAACAGCCAACACAUCCUGUGAGGCUCAAGAGUUUCUUGAUGGAUAUCGAACCCGUGAGCGUUGGAGCUUACGUGCGCUUCUUGAACCUGGCUUCUCCACCACCCACUGAAGCUCAGCUACUGGACUGGUGCCUCUUGCCACUCUCCGAUCGGAGGAACCUCCACGUGCCAGUGGCCCGGUAUGGCAAUCGCUGGGAAGUGAAGGAGGGUGUGCCGGUGAACUGGCCCAUGAUCUUGGUCUCCUGGUAUGGUGCCAAUGCAUACUCCCUCUGGGCGCAUGGCAAAGAUUGGCAUGACUACAAGACAGCCACAGCUGGCUUCUUGCCCAGCGAGGCCCAAUGGGAGUACGCAGCACGCGGCGAGACGCCCCGCAGCUUUCCUUGGGGUGACAAAGCUGAUCCCGAGCUGCUCAACGUCUGUUGGGAGGCAACCCUGCACGCGGAUGAAGCCUUGAACUCCAAACCUUUGCGGGAGUUGCCGCUGAAAGCGGUGAACCUCCGUAUGGGACACAAUCCUUUCGGUCUUCGCGGCAUGGCGGGGAACGUUUGGCAGUGGUGCCGCGACACCUACGACCCCGACUUCUAUUGUACCCCCCAGGCGCGUCUUCCCGACGCCUGGAACGACGGCGCUGGCAUACGACGCUCCGAGCGCGGCGGGAGCUGGGUUGGAGGAGCGCACAUGGCACGGAGCAGCUACCGCCGGGGCCGGUGCCCCGAAGCCAAGGGUCGCUGCUUGGGCUUUCGCUGCUGCGCGCCUCCAGCGCUGCUGGAUGCCUCCACGACCACGGGGGACGCCUCCAGCCACACGAGCACCGAUCCGGCCUUGCGGACCUUGCCUAUCACCGCACGAGACGCCGAGGCGCGGCCCUUGGUGCAGUCCGAUGGCCCAGCUGCUCCUGGACCCGAGGAGUCGAAAGAUGAAACCUGGGACUGCUCCAUCACCACGAGCUCGUCCAUGUUCUUCCAGAUGACGAUGUCCGUCACCUUGGGUGUCUUCAUCUACGAGGGCACGGCUUACAACCUGAUGUUCCUCGGACGGGUUUUGCCGUCGGUGGGCAAGGCGGACUUUGUUCCAUUCUUCUUCUUGCUCUUCAAUGCCAUUUGGGGGAUGGCGCUCGUGGCCUACAUCCGCUCCUUCGCCACUGGACCGGGCAAGGUGCCCUUCAGCUGGCAUGAGUUCGUGCGGGAAGUCGGCCCGGCCCUGCCAGUGGUGCCUUCCACGGCGCGCUGGGCUCCGGGCAAGGCGACCUUCUGCCGGAAAUGCAGCAUCCCUCGACCUGAGCGCGCACACCAUUGCAAUGUUAGCGGCUUUUGCGUGCUCCGCAUGGAUCACUACUGCCCCUGGAUCAACAACUGUGUUGGCCUUGGCAACUAUAAGUUCUUCCUUCAGCUAGUGAUCUACGGCAGCUUCGCCUCUUUCGUGGGCAUCGCCACGAGUCUCCCGGAGUUCGUGCUCUGCGUGGGAAAGAUUUGCGGCUUUGAAAGCGAUGCCUGGAAGGAAGACUUGCAGAUUACCGACAUGGUGGCCUUCUUGAUGUUCGAAGGCUUGGCAAUCUUCCUCUGCGUGCUGCUGGUACCCAUGCUGUGUACCCAUGUGCCCUUGGCUUGCAACAACAUGACCGCCAUCGAGGGCAACUACUCCAACAUGAGCAAUCCCUACGAUCUGGGAAGCAAGAUGGCCAACCUGGAACAGAUCCUGGGUUCCUUUGGGCCCGACUGGUUCUUUCCGGUGAAGCCCUUUGAUCCCAAGGGCGAUGGCGUCUCCUUUCCACGUUGGGAUGAGCCGAUGGGCCCGGAUCAGCGUCCCUUAGCAGAUGAAGAGGUCUUGCAGGGUGACCAACUCUGGCGAGUUCGUUAUCAGGUCCGCGCGCCGGUGCGCCCCAACCCGCAAGAGCAAGAGUUCGACCCUUUGCGCACGCUCACACAAUGGUUCAAUGGCGUGGAUCAAGAUCCUCACGAUUUGACGAGCCCAGUCAGCCAUCAGAUGGGCUGCGUGAAUUGA